AUGGCUUCCUCACCAGACACAAUACGUGCCCAUUGGCGGUGUUUCGUCGCCUGUGGUAUCAUUGUUCUCUCUCCCUUCCAAUAUGGACUCGACUUUGGACUAAUUGGAGGACUCCAAGCCAUGCCUGGCUUCCUAAUGGUGUAUGGCUACGAAGACCCAACGACCGCGAUCGGAUGGAACAUCUCAACCACCAGACAGCAGCUGAUUUCUUCGCUAAUGACGCUGGGCGCUUUCAUCAGCUCCAGUCUGGCGGGGUUUGUUGCCGCAAAGCUCGGCAGGAAAAUGUGCCUUCGACUGGCAUGUCUUCUUUGUGCUGUUUCCAACAUAAUAAUGAUGACCACGGCCGAUAUUGGUCCGCUGUACCUCGGCCGAUUACUGAUUGGUCUGGCUAAUGGUUAUUUCAUGACCUUUUCACAACUUUAUAUCCAGGAGACGAGUCCAGCAAAGUACAGAGGGCUGUUCUUGACCGCAUUCCAUCUAUGCACAACCUUUGGAACGCUUAUUGGAACGAUCAUCGACUGGACAACUGCCGGGCGCCCAGAUCGCUCAGCAUACUUGAUACCCCUUGGAAUGAUCUACAUCGUCCCUGUCAUCAUAUUCCUUGCUCUUUGGUUCAUACCCGAGUCUCCGCGAUGGCUUAUCCUCCAGGGUCGCUACGAAGAUGGCUUCAAGUCCCUGAGUUGGCUGAGACCGAAUGGAGCCGAUAUAGACGCUGAGCUGGCCGAGAUACGGCAGGCUAUCGAUACAGAGAAGACUCUAGCAAGCGGUGUCGGAAUGCUGGAUAUGUUCAAGAAUCCAGUCGACAGAAGACGCACCAUGAUUUCGGUCUGUGCGGUUCUUUUACAAGCUGCAUCGGGCUCCAUGUUUAUCAUCGCCUUCAAAGCAUACUUCUUUGCCAUGGCUCAAGUCCAAGAUCCUUUUGCCAUGAGCAACGUUCUCAGCACGGCUGGCAUGACCGCAACCAUCAUCAAUGCUUUCAUCGUAGUGCGAUAUGGACGACGUCGCGUUCUCCUCCUCGGUGGUCUGGUUAUAGCUGGCUUCUUCCAGCUAAUCAUUGCGGUUGUAUAUGAUAGAAACCCUGGCGAAAUCGUUACUGGGAAAGUACUCGUCGCACUUUCGUGCCUUUAUAUGGUGGCUUAUAACGGAAUGAUUGCUCCAUAUUCAUGGCUCGUGGCCGGAGAAAUCCCUUCCCAGCGCCUCCGAAGCUACACCUUUGGCUUUGCAGCAGCCGCAGGUUUCCUUGGGGCUUGGCUUAUCACCUUUACAGCACCGUACUUUAUCAAUCCGAGCGCCUUGAAUUGGGGCCCCAGAUAUGGGUACAUCUGGUUCCCUUCAUGUAUGAUCAGUGCGGCUUGGGUGUACUUCUUCCUGCCAGAGGUCAAGGGGCGUACACUUGAGGAGAUUGAUGUUAUGUUCAACGAAAGACUUGCCGCGAGAAAGUUCCAUACCUUCCAAGUGUCGCAGCACGUCACUGGAGAAAACGUCGGAAAGUCAAGUAUCGAAUUGAGAGUCGUCGAGGCUGAGAGGGUAUAA
Fusarium coffeatum is the source of this 1533-nucleotide messenger RNA. RefSeq lists its product as uncharacterized. Bases 1 to 1533 code for a protein of 510 amino acids. The transcript has 6 exons. Lineage: Eukaryota; Fungi; Ascomycota; Sordariomycetes; Hypocreales; Nectriaceae. Gene Ontology annotation, biological process: carbohydrate transport; transmembrane transport. Gene Ontology annotation, molecular function: carbohydrate:proton symporter activity. Gene Ontology annotation, cellular component: membrane. The record is from RefSeq and is a predicted model, not a curated record.